AUGCGUCUGUCUAAUAUCCUUGCCGUUUCCUCGAUCUUUCUCGCGUCGUCUUCAAACGCUCUCAAUAUUUUAUUGAACAAUGACGAUGGUUUCGGGUCGGGAAACCUCCGCGAGCUUUACCGCUUGCUGAAGGGCGAAGGCCACGAUGUGUGGAUCGUAGCACCGGCUACUAAGCAGUCUGGCCAAGGAGGUCGAUCUGACUUCACCACGGAGGCCAACCUGACAGCUCCCUCGAUCUACAAUCUGAUCCCAGCCGGCGCACCAUCUGUUGGGAGUGACCCACACGAUAGCCACAUUUGGUAUUAUAAUGGUACCCCGGCGGCAUGCACAUUCGUGGCCCUGGACUACGUUCUCCCGCGAUAUGCAAAAUUCAAGGUCCCGGAUCUUGUCUUAACUGGACCCAACUACGGAACCAACCUCGGGCCGUUCGUCUGGACAUUAAGUGGUACAGCAGGUGCAGCAUAUGCGGCAGUCGAGCGAAGCAUCCCGGCCAUCGCCCUAUCAGCGAGCAACUCGGAGAUUGCGUACUUUGACGUCAAGAACAAGACAAAUCCCGCUACUUGGGCUGCUGAGGUGUCUCUCAAGGUUGUCAAUACUUUUAUCAAAAGUAGCCCUGCUGGUGGCCCCAUUCUGCCAUUGGGAUAUGGCGUCAACGUCAACAUCCCGCCUCUCACUGGAAACAACAAAGGACUCAAGUUUGUGCAAACUCGCAUGACCGGAAAUGCACACGUCAAUGAGGCUGUUCUUAAUGCCACCAAGGGUACUUUCACCUGGGCAAACAUUAAGCCCUAUGCUGCCGGAGUAAACACCUGCGUAAAUGGAGACUGCUCGAUGCUGGGAGAGACAUAUGUUGUGGAAAACGGCGCAGUAUCUAUCUCUCUUUACACUACUGAUUACACUGCACCAAGCACUGUGAAGACCGAGAGCAUCAUGCAGAGAAUUUCGAAGCUCGCUGCAUGGAAAUGA
Messenger RNA from Ilyonectria robusta, 966 nucleotides. RefSeq names its product survival protein sure-like phosphatase/nucleotidase. Gene Ontology annotation, molecular function: nucleotidase activity. The record is from RefSeq and is a predicted model, not a curated record. The transcript has 4 exons. Bases 1 to 966 code for a protein of 321 amino acids. NCBI's taxonomy places the organism in Eukaryota, Fungi, Ascomycota, Sordariomycetes, Hypocreales, Nectriaceae.